This is a messenger RNA of Acanthamoeba castellanii str. Neff, 660 nucleotides long. Its product is annotated as Peroxin 11a (Pex11a), putative. Bases 1 to 660 code for a protein of 219 amino acids. The record is from RefSeq and is a predicted model, not a curated record. Gene Ontology annotation, cellular component: peroxisomal membrane. The transcript is spliced from 5 exons. Lineage: Eukaryota; Discosea; Longamoebia; Acanthamoebidae. Gene Ontology annotation, biological process: peroxisome fission; regulation of peroxisome size.
AUGUCGUUAAGCAAGUCAUGCAAGUUUUUGGCGGCGACGGAUGGACGGGACAAGCUCUACAAAUUCUUCCACUACGGAGCACGAUUCCUCUCCUGGUUCUGCCUCAACACGGCCAACAACGCCCAGUGGGCGAAAUAUUGGAGCAACAUCGACUCAGUCAUGUCGGAUGGCCGCAAGUUGCUGCGGCUGUUCAAGUUCCUGAGCGAAAUAGAGAAGCUCGGCACCAUUCGGGAAGCGAGGCCGAUGCUGCUUGUGGCGAACCUCCUGAAGACGCUGGGCAUGGCCGGCUACUUCUUCUUCAACAACCUGUCGUGGGCCAUGAAGUUCAACAUCGUCUCCGGCGACGAGAAGAAGUGGGGCAAGCUCUCCUUCUGGGCGUGGACCGUGGGCCUUCUGUUCGCCCUCGUCCUCGACGUCGUCAAGUACCGUGAGAACAGCAGGCGCCAACAGAAGGCCCUCGCCAGCAGCAGCCAGACCGAGCUGGCGCAGCUGAAGAAGGAGCAGCGGGAACUGGAGUACGCGAUGAUCAGGGAGGUGGCCAACCUGCAGAUCUCGACGUCACUGGUGGAGAUCAACCCCAUCAAGAGCGCGGGCGUGGUGGGACUCGCGGGUGUGGUGGAGGCCGGUCUCGCCUCCUACCAGAUCUGGAAGAAGUGCUGA